Messenger RNA from Hydra vulgaris (swiftwater hydra), 1040 nucleotides. The record is from RefSeq and is a predicted model, not a curated record. NCBI's taxonomy places the organism in Eukaryota, Metazoa, Cnidaria, Hydrozoa, Anthoathecata, Hydridae.
CUAUAAGCACAGAAUAGCCAUCAAAACUGGCCAAUCUGAUUCGCUUAUUUUGAAAGAGAGGCAAAUCUGCAAAAUUGGAAUUUAAACUUUCGCGCAAUAAAAAAAAUAAUAAACCUUGCUUAAUAACAACAGCGGUAGUGAUUCUAAAAAAAAUGAAUUCAACAUUCCCUAUUUUAUUUAAUUCAAAGUUAAUUUUUGAAGAUAAAAAUGUUAUUCAAUUGCGAGCAUCAAUUAAAUCAGAAGAUGAAGCGAACCAAUGGGUAGAAGAAUAUGGACAUAAAACGCACACUAGAUGGCUAAAGUCAUACAAGCUGAAUGAACCUACAAGGCUUGUGGCACAUAGAAAAUAUCAAUGUCAACAUUCAAAACUAAAUAAAGAAAUUAAAUCAAGGAAAAAUACAUACUGUGUAGCUGAAAUUGAUAUCAAAAUCAAAAAAGUAAAUGCAAAUACUAAGAAAAAUGAUCAAUAUCUAAAAGAAGAACCUUCCCUUAGUGGAGUUAUAGUAGUUCAUAAAAACCAUAACCAUAACAUUGAAUGUGCAGAUUCGAUGAAAUACUUACCAGUGUCAUCAGUUACAAAAAAACAUUUUUAUAACUAUUUUAACAGUGGAUUAAGUCCAGCUCAAGCAAAACGUAUACACACAGAUAACUUUAUUUAUCAUGAAAAUGGCUCCUUUCUUUUGGCAGAUGCCUCACUUAAUCCUUCGUCACGAGCGUUGGUGACAGUUAUUGAAGAAGAUCUGAAAUGGUCUGUACUAGUGUUCACUGAAGUGAUGCAAAGGAAUCAACUAAGAAAAUCUUCUUCCGAAAUUGUGUUUGUAGAUACUACCUCAUCUUGUGAUAUCUCACAAACAAAUGUUACAAUUGUGUCUACAUCAAGUUCCGCAGGAUGUAUCCCUGUUGCUAUUCUAUUUCAUGCUAAUAAAACUGAAGAGAAUUAUGAGCAAGCAUUCAAACUUCUUACAUUAGAAUGCCCAAGAUGUUUUGGAGGAUCUGAGGAGCCCCAAGUUUUUAUGCUGGAUGACUCAAGUGAAGAAUAA